This is a messenger RNA of Physcomitrium patens, 1848 nucleotides long. The record is from RefSeq and is a predicted model, not a curated record. Lineage: Eukaryota; Viridiplantae; Streptophyta; Bryopsida; Funariales; Funariaceae.
UAUAUAUCAUUUCCAUGUGUUCCAUAUAUCAUAUCAAAUUCCUCCUUUUGAUUCCUCUAGUUUAUUUCCUCAUUCAUCAUUAUCUAUAAGAUAGCGGGGGUUGAAAUGUACGAAGGACAUGGUCCGUGUGUAAGAGGGGAAGCUUUAAGUCAUGGGACGGUUCCCGAUCUCCAGCAUCUUUGGCUUCCAAAACGCAUUUCUACUGUUAACCCGUACAUCGUCAAGUAUUCUGUUGAUUCAAUUCGUGUUACGGACAGUCCUAACCUAAGGUUUGAAGAUGUGGGGUUUGAGUGGUUGAUCAUAAGCUUUUUAACGGCGACUCUUCACCGACUCAACCCCAAAACCCCAGUUCGUGUUCACCCACUGUCAUUGAUUUGCAGCGUGUUCCACCUGCUCUAGGGGACUGUUCCACAUACUUUGAGUAAAUAGUACCGCUGCCAUGGUAGCGGACAUCUGUGUGGGGCCAUACGAUUACAAGCUGAUCAUGGGCACCUGGAAUGUGGGUACACAAAUCAUGCACUUACGGAGGAAGAGAAAGGAGACUAAACCAUCCAGGCUCCUCCAUUUAGGGGAUCUGGUUCUAAGAGUGUUGCUCGAAGCUACGGGGCACAUGGAUAUAUGGGAUGCACUGAAUGAGAUCCUUACCUUCUCACUUGAGGAAGAUAGAUGGAGCACUCACAACCUCUCACAACACAUAUCAGACAGAGAUUUUCGAGCUUCAGGAGUAGGCAAGGGAAUAUAUCCUCCCCCACUACGACUGUUUAAGAAUGUUUUUCCAGUGCAGAUGCGCUCUAAUCAUAUUUAGCAAGCAUAGAUAGAGCUUGAGUCCAUUCGAAUCAGUUGCUAUGUUUGAUCACGUCCAUGGAGCUUUUCACCAUUUCCAGGUACGUGCGCAAUGUAGUCAUUGCAUGCUGUUCUGCUUCUUCUAGCAUUCCGAAACGAAUGUUAGCAAGAUCUGUUCUUUUUCCUGUGUUUUUUGGAAAGUUGAUUCAAGGAAACAAGAUCAUAGCAGCAACUUGGGUUGCUGUCUAGAGAGAGAGAUGAUGUUACGAAUUGAACUGACAAUUCAAGGUGCUCUGUAUUUGGACAACGGGGAAUCCGUAACCAUUCCAUCGCAUGUGAAGAGGUGAGUGUACAUGGUCGCAGCCUACUCUGGGAGGGAGUGUAACCUGCCUGCUUGCUGUGUCCCUGUAAGUGAGAUGCUUCUGGACUUUAGUCUUCGGUUUAAAACCUAAUCGGCACUCAAGCAAAUCCAGAUUUAACAUGAUAUUCGAAUGUACCGUUAUCCUGCAGCUAUGAUUCGGUGUAAACUUACAGAGAACCUUCGGAUGGACAAGUUGAGAUGAGGUUUCUUUGUUUGUCUUUCUUUCCAACUCUUGCAGAUUAGAUCUCCUUCGAGUGCUAAACUGACUCGAAUGUUUAAUGAGAAUUCAUAGAGCUAGUGCCUUUUUACGGUUCUAAAUCUGAGCAGAAUGAUAGGGCAGGUUGCUUCUGACGUAAAGUCAUUAGGUUCAGUUUGAGCCUUUCAUCAUUGUCAAUCAUGUGGGUUCAGUGUUGCAGCUGCGUGACUUUCAUGGUUGGAUAGUACCUUACGGAGCUUGCCAAACGAUUGGAGUGCUUCCGACGCACCGGAAUCAUUCAAAUCACCUACAGCCAUUUAUGUGCUGCAGAACAUUCUUCUUCAGUUUGUAAAAGAAAAUUUGGAUUUAUUCGCGGCUCUUUCGUUUAUUAAAUAUAUUUUAAAAUAUAUGACUGAGCCGGCUCAAAGCAGAAACACCCAUUUCACCCCAUUUUUAUUUUGUAGUCCUGUACUUGGGUAUCUAACCUGCACCACGUGGAGUCUGAUCA